GUUACGUAUCAGUACCGAUGACACUAUUUACUUUCCACCACUUGCUCAGGGGUUGUAUGAGGAGAAACGUCACCCCAACCGUACAGCUGUGCUUUAACUGUGUUUCAGCCUUUAGGAGGAUUUAAAGAUUCCAACAAGCAAUGGAGGGAGACGUGCUGUCUUUGUCAUCUUCUUCAUCAUUAUCAUCCUCAGCAGCAGCAUUGGCAACAGAAACUAAGGAUACCUCGCCAAAGAGCGACAGCAGCCUCCAUCAGAGCCAAAAGAAGCACAAAUCUGCUGAAGCACUGUGGACAGAGGAUGUGAGUCCCGUGGGUGACAGGUUGCUGUCCACAGAGGAGCAAGUGACUCUGAUCACUGAGAGCAUGACAGUCACCUCCGCUGACCAGGAGAAACUGCUGCUGCUCAACAGGAACACUGAGCUCCGCAGAGUCAACAAGGAGCUGAUGAAGCUGAAUGAGGACUGGGACCAGGUGUACCGCAGUGCCACGCUGGGUCUACAGCAAAAACUGGAGGCUUUGGAGCUGGAGAACGCGGCUGUCAAACAACUCAACAGUAGGCUGCUGCUCAAAGUCGAGCACCAACAGAGUGCAAAGGAGUACUAUGAGCAGACAUUGAUGCAGGAGCUGAAGAAGAACCAGGAACUGCAAGAAUACAUCAGGCUGCUGGAGAGCAGGAUGCAACAUCCAGAGAGAGCCAGCGCACAUGCCAAACAGGGAGGCUUCAGUGCUGAGCCGUGCCCCUCUAGUAAUCCACCGAGAGGUCCUGACUUGUCACCUAGCCAUUACUCUCGAUACAACCCUUCAUCCUCCCUUUUCCAAGCUCCUUCAAGCCCCGAGGAAAGGUGGCAGGGGAAAAGCCAGAGCGGCAGCACCCCACUGGGAGACUCCCCACGAGAAGUGCAGGAACUAAAAGAGCAGCUGGAUGCACUGAGAUGUCAGCAGACCCAGAUUUAUGAGGCAGAAUACCAGACGGAGCAUAAGGACCACAAACACACGCAGCAGGAGAACCGCAGGCUGAGGAAGAAGAGGGAGGAGAUGCGCCAACAGGUGGCACUACUGCAAGAGCAGCUCAAAGUUUACGAGGACGACUUCAGACGGGAGCGCUCUGACAAACAGAUGCUGCAGAGGUUGUUGUUAAAGAAAACGACUCCUAGCAAGGACCCUGUGCUUAUCCAUCGCUGCAAUAAUGCACAGCAGCCACCAGGAGGAGACAAGAGGACACAGAGUGCAGAGAAAAGAAAACAGCACCACCACCUCUGCCCCAAACACCCAGACAGAGACACAGAGUCAAACUGAGGCUCAGAGGAAACCAUCAUUAUACACACAAUACAUGAUGAGUAUGAGUUUAACCUUGUAAAAAUGAAAAUCAG
Messenger RNA from Scophthalmus maximus (turbot), 1369 nucleotides. RefSeq lists its product as uncharacterized. Gene Ontology annotation, biological process: cellular response to lipopolysaccharide; regulation of transcription by RNA polymerase II. The record is from RefSeq and is a predicted model, not a curated record. Lineage: Eukaryota; Metazoa; Chordata; Actinopteri; Pleuronectiformes; Scophthalmidae. The transcript is spliced from 7 exons. Bases 141 to 1295 code for a protein of 384 amino acids.